This is a messenger RNA of Amphimedon queenslandica, 1084 nucleotides long. Its product is annotated as serine/threonine-protein kinase 16-like. Gene Ontology annotation, molecular function: protein serine/threonine kinase activity; ATP binding. Lineage: Eukaryota; Metazoa; Porifera; Demospongiae; Haplosclerida; Niphatidae. Gene Ontology annotation, cellular component: Golgi apparatus; cytoplasm. Gene Ontology annotation, biological process: protein phosphorylation. The coding region runs from base 23 to 931 and encodes 302 amino acids. The record is from RefSeq and is a predicted model, not a curated record. The transcript is spliced from 9 exons.
UUGUGGGUGGGGCUGGUUAAACAUGGGUGCUCUGUGGUCGCUUCUCUUUGGAAGAACUUUGAGCAUAAAUGGAGAGAGCUACAGAGUAGUGAGACGGAUAGGAGAAGGAGGAUUCUCUUACGUUGAUUUAGUCCGAGGAAGAAACGGAGAGCAGUUUGCGUUGAAACAGUUGCUGAUACAAGUGGAAGAACAGAGAGAGUCCGUGGAGAGAGAGAUAUACAUGCAUCAAACGGUCACUCACCCUAAUGUACUCCAACUGGUCGACUCACAGAUAACAGAGCAAGGGAAUGGAGAGGCACGGGGACUCCUCCUCUUUCCAUUUUAUCAGUAUGGGACGUUAGAAGAUGAGAUUGAGGCUAGCAUGUCCCGUGGUCGUAAGAUCUCAGAGGAAAGGAUACUGAACCUAUUCCUCUCUGCCUGUCAAGGACUCCAUGCACUUCAUACCAGUGGUAACGAAGGACUAGCACACAGAGACAUUAAACCUGGUAAUUUGCUGUUGAGUGACAAUAAGGAGGAGCUUGUGAUAAUGGAUCUCGGCAGUGCUGCUUCCGGCCAGGUCACAGUUAACGACAGGAAGGAAGCCAUUGCCCUCCAAGAGCACUGUGCUCAGACAUGUACGGCAAUGUACAGAGCUCCAGAAUUAUUUGAAGUUCCCUCUCAAUCUGUCAUUACGCUAAAGAGUGAUAUAUGGUCUCUCGGAUGCUCCAUCUAUGCAGCUGCCUUUGGAACGAGUCCGUGUGAUGGAUCUGCUCUGUCGGCAAUGAGUGGUCGUAUCAUGUUCCCCAAGAACCAUUCUUAUUCGCUUGAGUUCUGUAAUCUCAUUACGUGGAUACUUAAAGUGAACCCUGAAGAGAGACCGACUGUACAAGAGGUAGAGCAACUCAUUGGUACUAUUCUCUCUAAGCAGGUUACUCCUCAUGGAAAUGUAUAACCAAACACCUGUACACUAGCAACUUCUAUUAUUAUUAUUAUUAUUAUUAUUAUUAUUAUUGUUAUCUCAUCAUAAAUGCUAUUAUUAUUAUAUAUGCAUCACUACUAAAAUAUAAUAUUUAUUAUAAUAAUUAGUCUUAAAUCGUAUAACGUA